This is a messenger RNA of Manacus vitellinus (golden-collared manakin), 5841 nucleotides long. RefSeq names its product S-phase cyclin A associated protein in the ER (gene SCAPER). The transcript is spliced from 28 exons. Bases 260 to 3838 code for a protein of 1192 amino acids. NCBI's taxonomy places the organism in Eukaryota, Metazoa, Chordata, Aves, Passeriformes, Pipridae. Gene Ontology annotation, molecular function: zinc ion binding; nucleic acid binding. The record is from RefSeq and is a predicted model, not a curated record.
GUUUUCAGAAUCGCAGCUCCCUUCAUUCAGCUGCAGAACAUUUCAGGUUUUAUGGGUUCAGUAGGUUGUCUUAAGGCACAUAAACAACUGCCUGCUUGUUGAUGCAGGUUUGGCUAUUUGCUUUUAGAAAAUUUGGCCAUUUAUGAGAACCACGAGAUGUAAUGUCAGAACAAGUGAACAGCCCACUGAACAGCAGUGUCAUUAAUGAUAAAGGCCAACAAAAUCUGACUUUGAAUGUGAUUAAAGGUAUGAAAACUCAAUGGGGUCGUCCAAAAAUGUAAUAAGUGAGCCUGUUGAUGCAGAUGAAGGCUAUAACAUGAUGGCUUCUUUCCAACGCUCCAAUAGCCAUGAUAAAGUGAGGAGAAUAGUGGCAGAAGAGGGACGUACAGCAAGGAACCUGAUAGCUUGGAGUGUUCCACUGGAAAACAAGGAAGAUGAUGGAAAAUCGAAAUGGCAGUCUGGUGGAAAAACAAAGAGGGUGACUCAAGGAACACACAAGACUGCAAAACAGAACACUACCCUAGACUGUAAAUUAACAGCAGCAGGAGAUAAAAACUUUGACAAAAGCCCAACCAAAACAAGGCAGCCCCGGAAGGUGGAUCUGCGGGCUCGGUACUGGGCAUUUCUGUUUGACAACCUGCGCCGGGCGGUCGAUGAGAUCUACGUCACGUGUGAGUCGGACCAGAGCGUGGUGGAGUGCAAGGAAGUCCUGAUGAUGCUUGAUAACUAUGUAAGGGACUUCAAAGCAUUGAUUGACUGGAUACAGCUACAGGAGAAGCUAGAAAAAGCUGAUGCUCAGAGCAGACCUACCUCACUAGCCUGGGAAGUGAAGAAAAUGUCUCCAGGACGCCACGUGAUCCCAAGUCCAUCCACAGAUAGAAUCAGUGUGACAUCAAACGCUCGGAGAAGUUUAAAUUUUGGGAACCCUGCAGUGCCCAUCUCUGCUACACGCCUGGCUCCUGCUGCUGUAAGUUGGGCUGAUAAGGUAAAAGCCAACCAUGGAGCUAAAGCUGCCCAUCCUGAGCUGGCAACAGCACAAGCCUGUCUGGCACCUCCGGCACAGAAGCCACUGCGGAAAAAUGAUCGAAGGGAUGCCGAGGGCUGGGAGACGGUUCAGCGCGGAAGGCCCGUUCGAUCCCGCUCCACAGCUUUGGCAACAAAACCUCCCGGGGCUGCAGAAUCCCUCAAGUCCAGAGGUGACAGUGACAAAGAAAAUGCCGUUUCUCCACCAGCAGAAAACAAGCCCGGGAGUUCAGUCACGGAGAGUGGAGCAUCCAAAAGCACAGAGCCGGGACAGCAGGAGCCUUUACAGCAGCCUGAAGGUCCUCUGACUGAAAGGACUCAGUUCCCAGCAGGUGCCUCAGAAACCAACAGGAGCACUGGGACACCACUGCAAGGAGAUUCCUCACAAGCAGCUCCUGAGAUGCCUCCAGCUCUCCCCAACACUGACUGUGCUUCCAGAGCUCUGCAGCUGAACGAAGCCUCCUCCCAGAGCACUGAUCCUGUGCACUGGCAUCAAACAGAAAAAGCUAAAACUGAAGCUGAAAUGGAUGCCUCAGAUAUUUCAAAUUCCAUGGCAGAAGUCCUUGCUAAGAAAGAGGAGUUAGCAGAUCGCUUGGAAAAGGCCAAUGAAGAAGCCAUUGCCAGUGCCAUUGCAGAGGAGGAGCAGUUAACCAGGGAGAUUGAGGCAGAGGAGAACAAUGACAUCAAUAUCGAGACUGACAACGACAGCGACUUCUCUGCUAGCAUGGGCAAUGGAAGCAUAUCUUUCUGUGGUUUGUCUAUGGACUGGAAUGAUGUUCUGGCAGAUUAUGAAGCUCGUGAGUCCUGGCGCCAGAGCAACUCCUGGGGAGACAGAGUGGAGGAGGAGCCCGCCCGUCCCCCCGGCCACGGGAUCCACAUGCACGAGAAGCUGUCCUCGCCCUCCCGCAAAAGAACAAUAGCAGAAUCCAAAAAGAAACAUGAAGAGAAACAAAUGAAAGCUCAACAGUUGAGAGAGAAGUUACGUGAAGAAAAGACACUGAAGCUUCAAAAAUUAAUGGAGAGGGAGAAAGAUGUGAGGAAAUGGAAAGAAGAAUUGUUAGAUCAAAGGCGCAGGAUGAUGGAGGAGAAGUUACUCCAUGCAGAAUUCAAACGUGAAGUGCAGCUACAAGCAAUUGUGAAAAAAGCACAAGAGGAAGAAGCUAAGGUCAAUGAAAUUGCAUUUAUAAACACCCUGGAAGCUCAGAACAAACGUCACGACGUGCUGAACAAACUCAAGGAGUACGAACAGCGUUUAAAUGAGCUGCAGGAGGAGCGGCAGCGAAGGCAGGAGGAGAAACAAGCCCGUGAUGAAGCAGUUCAGGAGCGCAAGCGGGCGCUGGAGGCGGAGCGGCAGGCGCGGGUGGAGGAGCUGCUGAUGAAGAGGAAGGAGCAGGAAGCGCGGAUUGAGCAGCAGAGGCAGGAGAAGGAGAAAGCCCGGGAAGAUGCAGCCCGGGAGAGGGCCAGAGAUCGAGAAGAGAGGUUGGCAGCUCUUACUGCAGCUCAGCAAGAAGCCAUGGAAGAACUACAGAAGAAGAUUCAGCUGAAGCAUGAUGAAAGUAUUAGAAGGCACAUGGAACAAAUUGAACAAAGAAAAGAGAAAGCAGCUGAAUUAAGUAGUGGAAGACAUGCUAAUACUGAUUAUGCACCAAAACUCACCCCCUAUGAACGAAAGAAACAGUGCUCCUUAUGCAAUGUGAUGAUUUCAUCAGAAGUGUAUCUAUUUAGCCACAUUAAAGGGAAAAAACACCAACAAGCUGUGAGAGAAAACAGUAGUAUACAAGGACGAGAGCUUUCAGAUGAAGAAGUGGAGCACCUGUCAUUAAAGAAGUACAUUGUGGACAUUGUGAUUGAGAGUUCUGUUCCUGUGGAACCAUUAAAAGAUGGAGAGGAGAAACAAAAAAUUAAAAAGAAAGCCAAGAAGCUAAAGGCACGGAUGAACUCCAGGGCAAAGGAAUAUGAGAGCUUGAUGGAAGCAAAAAAUGCUGUGUCUGAUUCCCCAUUUAAAUCCAAGUUACAGCGACUGACAAAAGACCUUCUAAAGCACCUCCAAAUGCAGGAGAGCUGCUCACUGGGGAACAACAAAGUGCCUGGGCUGGACAGGACUUUAGGAGAGAUCUCUCGUAUUCUGGAAAAAGAGAACACAGCAGAUAAAAUAGCAUUCCGGGCUGCAGGAGGACUGACUGCCCUUGAAAAUGUUCUGCAAGUGGUGACUUCUCCCUCCAACCCGAGCGCAGCUUCCCGGGUCCCCCUCAAGUCACUGUGCAGUACAGUAAAUGUUUACAGCCUCACCUGCAGCAACUGCAUAGAAAACUGCACCUAUGUUCUCUUCAGUAAUAAGGUCACUUUUCUGAUGGACCUGUUGAUACACCAGCUUACGGUUAGUGUUCCAGAUGACCAUAAUGCUACUGCAGGCAGAAGUGUAAAUAAGCAGGUAUUUGAAGGUUUAACAACAGGACUUCUGAGGGUAACUGCUAUGAUUUUCAGAUGUCUAAUCUCCAGCUUCCCAGAUGGAAACAACCACUCUACUGCACUGAAGAUAUUACAGGAAGUGAAAAGUAAAUCCUCACAAGUGGAAGCCUUCAACAGCAGAGUGCAAGACCUAAUCAGUUACGUGGUGAACAUAGGAUUGGUAGACAAGCUGUGUUGCUGUUUCCUCUCUGUUCAAGGCCCUGUUGAUGAGAAUCCCAAAAUAGCAAGUUUUCUCCAGAAUGCCACGGCCGUGUUGCACGGGAUGUGCCAGCUGUGUUUCACUGUCAAUGGAAGAUGUCCAGUAGCAACGUUCAGGAUGAUAGCCCUGUUUUCCAGAGUGUGUUAAUGUAAAUAUGAGAGAUACAAAGCCUAUUUUGGGCCCUUGAGUCCUGAGUACACAUAUGAAAUGUGCUUGGCUUGUACCCACAGGACAGAAAACAAUGAGCAGGCAUGGAAUGCAAGGAGCAUUAAUAAAGGUAUGGCCAUGCUGCCCUAGCUCAGCUUUCCCUAAAAUCAGGAGUGAAGACUUAGGUAAAAAUCUAUAUGGCAAGUCCUUCCUCAGCAUAGCAAGGAUUUUGCUUAUGUUCCUGUCUUUUCCUGUCUUUCCCAGUGUUCAUCAAGUCUAGAUGCCUUUUUCCCCUGUAAUUCUCUGGAACUAAGAUUCCUGUCCUAGAAGUUUAGUUGUUACUCUAUGGAGGACUAUAGUCAGUGCCUUAUUUCACUUUUGCCCAUUAGUAUGAGUGAAUAAAUUCAUACUGACCACAGAGUUAAUGCAAAGAGCAGGAGGAAAUUAUCAGCAGUAGUGUAAGGGUAAAUCACAAAGGCAGAACGUUCUCUCUAAGAGCGGGACAGUGGAGAGCAAUAACACACAUGGCAAGGAGGAAAGUGAGUUGUGCAUAAGGAGAAUAUUGCAAAUAAUAGUCCCUCAAAUUAUGUAGUUUCUUGGGACAUAAGCUGUUUAAAAAUUUUGCUGUUUUCUUGAUGUGAGAAAUGUCUGCAAGCUCCCUUGUUAAUCUGGGAAAAUAGAAUGUGGGAGCAGUGCAGUAACUAAAUUGUUACUGUUCUAUGUUAUCUCAAACCAGUGUGGAAUAUAUAUAAACCUGUGUCAACAGCUAACUCAGUUGUGGAUUACAAGAUGCAAUGGCAGAAAGCUUCAGAUUCAGGGUUUGAUCCUGGGAAACCAUGACUGUUGUUUCACAGAUACGCAAGGAAGGAGGCUGGUCUGGUUUCGGUUUUAUUACAGUAAUUAAGAUAAUGUCUGUUUUGGCUGCUGGAUGGCGAAUCAGAUGCAGGUCUGUCUGAACCUUGGUUGUGCUUCUCACCACUUCCAGGGGACAGCAGCUCCAGCAAGUACUAAAGUACCUAAAACUUGUUCCUGAAAUUACUAAAAGGUUUCACAUCAUCGCUUUUACGCAGCAGUGCAAUCCCUACCUUGACAGUGUGAAUUGUAACAGGGUCUGAUAGGUGCUAAAUGCUUCUUUAUUCUUUUUUUAUUAUUAUUUUGCCUCUUUAUUUUGACAUCUCUUUCUAAAUAGAAUAAUUUAAAAGCAAAAAGUACCGAUGAUAGUUUUUAAAUCCUAACAAUAAAAAACCCCAACAGAUUAUAUUCUAAGCCUGUUGAAAACUCGUGUUGCCAUUUUGCUCCAUGUUUUUAAUCAGGAGUAUAUAUUUCAAAUAUACAAACAUUACAAUGUAUACCCUUGGAGAGGCUUGUCUGCUUGUUAGCUCAGUCAGUUUUUAAAACAAUAUAUUUUCAGAUAUAAACAGUUUGCUCCUAUUGAAGCCUGGAGAAAUUGUAGUUUUAUACUUGUUCUGCAGAGUAUGCUGUUUCUCAUCAAGCUGUAUUGAAUUCCUGUUUUUAAUAAAUAGUGGUGUAUUUUAAGCAAUGAAGUACCACUGUUUAGUAUCUUUCUUUCAUGUGAUGAAUAUAUCCAUGUUUUUAAAUUCUUAAACCUUUUUUGUGAGUCGUAAACCCCGUACCAAUUCCUGAGACUCCUGGAUGGCCGAAGCUGAAAAUCAUAAUGGUGACCCCUAAUGAAAAUUCCCUGCAUUUCAUGAAAACUUUAUUUUUUUUAAGAACCUGCAGGUUGUUUGACCGUAAUAUAAAUAUUUGCCUGUUUUUCUAUGUUAAAUAUAAAGACUGGUAAAGUUUGAAAGCCUGUCUGUUUUCCCAGCUAUAUCAGCCAAUGUAAAAAAUCCGGUAAGUCUUGCUUCCCUCCAGGGAUUAAUUGAGGGGGUUUUGUCCGUAGUGACUAUUUUACUUUGGCAGCUGUCACAGACACAGAGACAAAGCUUCUUUAAACAGGAGAAUUAAAAGGAAGCACAGCUACAGGAAUCUCCUCUCUGAAU